AUGCUGGACUGGCUGAAGCAAAGAAUCAUAUCAUGGCUGCUCUCCAAGUAUGUUGGACGUUGGCUGGUCAUCGACAAAAAGAAUUUGCAGGCAAAGACACAGGGGAAAGUAUGGACCAUCUCCGCGGAGAACAUCCAAGUCAAGACAUCCUGUCUGGAUGGAAUGGCAGUUCCUGUUCAAGUGGUUUCAGGUUCUCUCAAAAAGCUCGAAGUUGUUUGGCAAGAGAAACAUUCGAUCCAGGUUCGCAUAGACUCUUUUCAUAUUCUUGUUCAAAGCAAGAAGGACAGCAAACUGAGUCCACAGCAAGUCAAAGAUAUCGAGCAACAGGCUAAGCGAGCUCUACUUGAGCAAUGGGAAUUGCAGCUGGAAGAAAGCAUACCGGUAUCGGAGGCUAAUGAUGACCCGGAAGCGACCAAAGUUGGCAAGGGAAUCCCAUUCCGAGCGUUCGUGAGGAAGCUUGAGGUGCAUGUGUCCACCUUUGAGCUGAGGCUCUAUGAUCAUGAGACGCAAACGAGCCUAGGCUUGAUGUUUGACAGCUUGUCUUUGACAAAUGCCGAGGUGGAGGGUUCCAAAGAGUUCAAUGUGUCCAAGAGUGUACUGCUUGAAGGGUUAUGCGUAGACUGUGAGAAAGUUUCAAACAUUGAAGACAUACGCAUGCAUGGCGGCAGCAAGUACAUUUUGAGCCCAACGUCUGUUCAGCUGGAUUUGUUCCAUCAAAGGACAGGCAAACGGAACCCUGACCUACCGAACUCAGAGGUUUCCAUACAAUUAGAUUCGGUCGACUUUAAGCUUUUCAGAGAUCAGUACAGAUCUUCUCUCCAAAUAUUGAAUUUCUUCAUACAUUGGAGGGACGAUUCCCUGUGCAGAAGUGGCAGGCCUAGCAAAUCUCCAGCGCAAGAUCCUCGAGGCUGGUGGCUUUACAUCCAAAACGUUCUGAUCCAAGACAUUCGCGAGAGGAGGAGGAAGCGAAGUGUAGGCUACUUGUUGGAGCGUCGCAAGCAUCGUCUGAAGUACAUUCAAAUAUACACAAAACAGCGGGGAGAAGAUCUGAAUGUGAAAGAGCAGAAAGAGAUCGAAGAGCUCGAAGACCAGUACGCCUUUCAUGACGUAGUCUACUUCAGGUGUACUGCCUUGAAGGCGAUGAAAUCAAAGCAAGCGAAUGUUUCCAAGAGGAAAUCGAAUGCUUCAUGGUGGAGUCGCAUGACAGCUCCCAAGUCGCAAGCGGCACCCGAGGGAGCAGUUGAAGAUGCCAUCGCCUCUCCACUCCAAGGGCUGUCUGCCGAAGAGAAGAAAUCCUUGCUGGCUGCCUUGGAUGUGCAUACACUUGAAAUAGGCGAGACUUACUCAAGCUCGAGCAUCAGUCAGAACAUGGAAAGCAGGAGAUUUCAUGUCGCUUUACGAUUGCAGCGGUGCGAGCUUCGUCUGAUAGAUCAAGCUUCUCACUUUGACAUCUCGUAUGAAAUGACUCUAUCCUCCUUCGACAUCAUGAAGAAUUCCAAAGAGACAGCCUUAGGAUCAAAGAUUUCUUCUUUUCAAGUCAGGGAUGUACUCACUGGCCACUUGUUGUGCAGGCGAAUCGAAGGAGGCGAGAUAGAGUCCGAGGAUCGUUCAUCCAAUCUGGUGGACAUGGCUUACAGCAAGAAGAUCUCGACGCAAAGGAAUGACACGAGUGUUGAACUGCACAUCACUAAGCUGGAGCUGGUCUUCAGUCCUCACAUCAUGCAUAAUCUCGUCUGCUUCUGGGAAGUUUCAGAUGCCUCCUUGGACAUUGAAAGAGCAGCUCGGUUCGCAAAGGACGCAUAUUCAGGUCUCAAGAGGUAUCGGCAACCUGGUAGUGAAGGAGGGAGCAGCUUGCGCGGAAAAGUAAGGGCUCACUAUGCUAUCGACGUUCACGUUGCCGCGCCAAACAUGUUGAUCUACGAGAAUGUACAUCAAGACAAACUAGCUUCAUGCUUGUUGCUCAAGUUGGGGGAUGUGUCGGUGAAGAAUGGGUCAUUGAGUGACGAGGAGAAAGCGAAUCUGGCAAGCCAAGAAGGGCGCUUGGAGAGUCACUUUGCAACUUUCCUGUUUCGAGUAGAGAAGAUCGGAAUAGAUCUGUUGAGGGGAAUCAACUUGAAGUCUCAGGAGACCGAGCACGUGACACCUGACUGCAUCAUGGACGACACGCACCUUGCAGUGACCAGUCACUUGAUCACGAACGAAGUCAACUCAAACCAGGAGGUCGUAGUCGAAGCUCUGGUCUCUUCCAUGGAGUUCACGGCGUCCAAGGAGUGCUUGCAAGACAUCUUCCGCAUCAUCUCCUCGUGGACUUACACGACGGUAUACGGCAGGAAGGCGAGGUCGCCGGCCGUCCUCUUGGCCGGCUGGCUCCUUAUCAACGGGAUCAAGUCAAGGGACGGAUGGUGCUGGAGGUGGGUAAGGUUGCACAGGACGGGGCUGCACCUGUGCAGGUCAGACGGGGAGGAGGUCGCCCCGGAUGAGAUCGUCGAGAUCGACUCGAGCUACUUCCAGACUGCGAGUGUGGAGGGGCUCAAGGUCAUCGAGAUCCAACCAGAGGCUGCUGGGCGUCAGGCCCUGCAGAUCUUCGCGGCUCACCAUCACAACCUCUGGCUCAGCUCUAUACGCAUGGCGCAGAAGGCCAUCAACCCGCUGGUCAGCUGGGACAUCCCGAAGGAGGCGCAACUCGACAACGUCAUCGUCGAGCUCCAAGGAAAUGACCGCCCGCUGGAUCAAGCAGGAGAAGAUCGUGUCCUCGCAGACCAGGAGCAGAGCGACGUUCUUGUCCUCAACCUCUGCGGCAUCAACAGCUGGAUCAAGCAGGAGAAGAUCGUGUCGUGGAGUGUCACGAUGACCGACUUCAACGUGGAGAGCAGCCUCGUCCGCACGCAGGAGGAGGAGAGGAAGGUUGUGAUGUCAAGGCUGCCGGUGAAGAGUCAGAUGAAGCUGUUCAGGGCCUCUCACAAGGUAGAUUCGGCGGACAAGGAGGAGCUCGAGAUCAAGAUGAUGGCGCUGGAUGUCUGUCUCAACCAGGAGGUGAUGAGACUCAUCUCCACCACCAUCUCCUUGUGUUCCAAAUCCUGGGACAUCGGCAAGCUGAACUUGUACAAGAUUGCAGUCAGGGAGGACGGCGGGUUUGCUCGGGCCAUCUCGUCGCUGGAGCAGAGGGUCUCCCCGAGAGAAAAGGAUGCGUUCUCUCCUAGAGAGGAGGAGCUGUGGAGGGCUGGGCUGUGUGGCUCGCUGUUGCCGAAGCACGCUCCUCUAGAGUUUUUCACCUCCAACAACAGCGUCAAGAAGACAAAGAAUUCAAUCUCUUUCUCGAGCUACGGCAUCUCCAUCGACUUCCUCGACGUCAUGCAGGAGAGCCUGUACAGGAUCGAGCUCGACGACGUGAAGGUAGAUGCCACGUUCUUCACUGACGGCACCUCGUUGCUGAGGGGAGACCUCGAUGGCAUCCACAUCUUGGAGAGCGUCAAGAACAACUCCAUGUACAAGUACAUCCUCACUACGUCGCAGUCUGCAGAUCAUCUCAUCCACCUCGAGCUCGGAUCGUACGAUGUCUGCUCCCUUACCUUCCCCGGCUACUGCAAGGACAUCAAGAUCCAGAUCAACCAGCCGAGGAUCGUGUUUCUCCGCCGGGUCUGGACUUCUUUCCUCGGGUACUUCUUCCAGACGUUCUCGCGGGGUACUAGGGAGAGAGCUCUGCAGGAGAGGAGGGAGGAGUCGGAGGACAGAAGGGACUCGUCAUGGCAGAACUUCCGCCGCAACACGACUCGAUACCUCAUCGACCUGCAGCACCCCAUCGUGAUCAUCCCGCGGAACUCGUGCUCGCACCAGACCUUCAUUGCAGACCUUGGGGGGAUCUCAGUCAUGAACGAGACAUCCCUCACGAUGGUGUCCGAAUGGUCUGUCACCCUCCAGCACCUACGCAUCGACUCGACGGAGAGCGAGAAUUGCAUCACAGAGAUCAUCCGCAACGCCAAUGGAAGCGCCAAGAUCCGUCCGAUCACUGUCGAUGAUGGGAGGGGCAAGCUCGACAUCGAGAUCAGCUUUGAGGACGUCAGUGGAGAGUUCUCUGACGUGCAGUACGGCAUCCUGUCGGCCAUCCUGGGAGAGAACCUGACGGAGAAAUGCGUCGUAGAGGGGGAGGGCGGCGGUGUCAAUGAGCUGGGUGAGGUGUUGCUGACUAUCGACAAGCUGAACAUGAAAACCAUCGACCAUGUUCUUCAGAAGGCAGUCGACAACUCCCUUGGGAAGCUCGUCAACACGGAAUGCACCAUCAAGAUUGCGAGCGCUGACGUCUCCUUCUACUCUGCGCUGGGGGGUCAAGACAGCUCGGGCGAGAAGGAUCCUAUCUUCCGCGUGUCCGGGAAAGACCUCAAGAUCCUCCUCAAGCUCUUUGACCUGGCGACGGUCCCUGAGAGCGAGGAUGACGAAAGUCUGCGGUGGUCGCUGGACGUCUCGUUCUCGUUCGCCAAGGUGCUCGACAGUCGGCCGAUGAACGCCGUGCGAGUCUUGCCGUUCUUGACUUGCCAAUCGUCUCAUCCUCUCUCCCCUUGCGUCGAGUUGCACUUUGCCAGCACCUCGUCGUUCCACAUGAGGAUCGAUCUCAUCUUCCGUGAGGCCGAAGCGAUCGCUGACGCGGGUCUCAUCCUCCGCUUUCUUACCUGGCUCGGAAAGGGAGGGCAAGUUGCUUCACGCAAGGACGAGGAAGAGAAGGGUUUCAGCUUCGCCAAGGCUCGAGCAGGAGCUCUGCUGACCAAGACCCAGCUGCAGGAUGCCAGGAUCCACCUCGUCACUGACUUUGCCGUUGCUGAGUCUGACGCCUUCCUGUUCGAGGGCUCUCUGACCGUCUCGUUCGUUCAGAAAUUCCGCGAGUUCAUGCUCAGCUGGCUCCUUGAGCAGUUCACCAUCGUCUGCCACAGAGCUGCAGAAGACCAUCAGAUGAGCUACACGAGCUACGAUGACGAGGUCUUCGCCGAUCCCAUCUGGUCGGACUCCAACAUCCUCCGUCCAGCAUCGUUGCAGUUCUCCAAUUUCUGGUCCAGGGAUCUCGUCGGCUGCAUACCAGCGAGUGUGGAGCUGAGCGCGAGCCCCUUGGAGGUCCAUCUCACCAUCAUCGACAUGCUCAUCAUGAAGAGAAUCCUCAUCAACCUGCUCGGCUCCUUGUCGCAGGGGGACGGAGCCAGCGGGGGAGAGCAGCAGGAGAGGCCAAGGGAUCAGGUGGAGAUGUCCGUGAGGCUGCCCAGCAUCUCCAUGUGCUUCGGCAACCUGCUGGACGAGAAUUUCUGCGCAAAGAUCCUGAUGGAGGGAGUGGACGGGAAGGUGACGAGGUUCGUGGACGGAUGCUUCAGGAUCACAGGAGACCUCCUCUCGCUGCAGGUCGUCGACAUGUGCGUAGCUGGCACUAUGAACAAGGACAUCUUGGCUAGGAGCGAAGUCUACGAUGGCGGUGCCUCCUGCCUCUCCUUCGACAUUGCCACCUACGAUUCUCGCUCGAGCCUCUAUCCUGGGUUCGAUCGCACGGUGAAGAUGGUGAUCAGGCAUGCACAGAUCACCAUCCUAUCGCGAUUCCUCGCUGACUUCAACCACUACCUCUCCAAACUCCGCGCACUCGACGAGGCCAGCAGCAUGCUAGAGCCAGGGAGCUCGACGGGGGAGGAAACGGGAGCAGCACAGAAGAGGGACAUAAGCACGACGAAGGUAAAGGUGGAGUUUGAGCUUGAGCACCCAGUGCUCCUCCUCCCUCGGAACUCCAUGUCAAACGACAGCUUGUCUGCAGACCUCGGAAGCAUCAAGGUGGUGAACCUCUUUGUAAAGAGCGAGGAGCUGGCGCAGGACCGGAUGUGGUCGGUGGAGCUGCAGGACAUGAAGAUGGAGUCGAUCAUCGAAGGCGUCAGGAAGACGAUCUUCAGCAAGAUAGACGGGGUUGCGCAUCUCGGGACGGUGAAGGGAGGCAGGCAGGAGGAGGAGGGCGAUGGAGGCUUGUCGAUGCUCAUUGACCUCAAGGAAGCGAAGGGGGCGAUUAAUGAUUGUCAGUAUGCGCUGCUGUUGGCAAUCUUCGGGGAGAACAUGACGGAGAGAAGUGAGUUGUCGGAAGAUGAUUUCUUUCAUGAGGCAAAGUACCUGCGAGCCGAGCACAAGGCGAGAAAUAUUUGCGACAUGCUGAUGCAGGACAUUGCGCACGCGAAGCUUGGGUCCAAGAAGCAACACAUCCGCUCGCAGUACAACGUGAAGAUCGGGCUUGUCGAGCUAGACGUCCGCGUAUCCCGUAAGGAGAACGAGAUCGAGAUGGUCCGAGCAGUGGGCCGUAGCCUGCACGUGCAGUUCGACAGGCUUGUGCUCGACCGUGAUGUCACCAAGGUGGAAGUUAUCGACGAGGACGACAAGCUGGAGUGGAGAUGUCGAACAACCUUUGACAAGUUCGAGGUGAUCGCAUGCGAGGCUGGGCGGCCUGUGAUGGAGGUUUUGCAGAUAUGGGACAGUGGAGAGGCCUUGAGGAAGAGGAGUAGCCCUGUUAUUUCUUGUGCUGCGGAGGAGCAGGAGGAGGAGGCAAGCUCGAGAUCAUCGUCCGAAAUGCACUUUGGCAGUUCGUUGAAGUUUCUCUCGUUCCCUCCUGAUAUCAAGUCGGAUCGCGGAGUCUUCAUCUUGCACUUCUUCAAGUCCUCAUCCAUGCACACGUCGAUAGAUCUCCUGUUCCGCAAGGUCUGUGGUGUUGCUGACACUGGCUUGCUGUUCGGCAUCUUGGGUAGCGGCAGGUCGAUUGCUCUCCAAGACUUCCAAGAGAAGAUCGGAGCUUUCCGUUACAGCCUUGUACAUCCCGGGGGGCUGAUCGUGCAGACCAUGUUGCCGGAUGCGACCAUCGACCUUGUCAACGACUUGUACAGAGACGACGCUGAUCACUUCAGGCUCAACGGCAACGUGGAUGUGUUAUAUGCUGCCUUCGAGGCAGAGAGCACCGUCAGGGUUGACAUCGCCGAGUUUUCCCUCGUCUCUUGCUCGAAUCACCGUCAAGCUUCCAACGCCAGGAUGCAGAUUGUUCGGCCUUGUUUGCUCGCCUUCUCCCAACAGUGGUACCAGGGAGAUGGGCAUAGGAAUGUCGAGGGCCAGGCCCCUCAGCUCUUCUUCUCAGCUUCUGACUUCUGUGCCAUGAUCACGUACGAAGACAUCAUCCUUGCCCGAGGCAUCUGGUCCAACCAGCUCUUGAGCUUGCGGUCUCGGGUUUUCUUCUCUUCCCCGGACCCGACCAAGGGCCACGGGGCCAUACAGAGGAGCAGCUCGUCAAGAGCUCAUCCUCCCGGCAAGCAGUUGGAGCAGGCAGCAGACAACCCUCUCCGUCUCCGCCUCUUCGGCCUCAACAUGCGCAUCACCCUCGUCGAUGACUUCGUCGGCCGCUGGGUCCCGCUCCUCCGCAUCGGCAUCCCCAACAUCCUCAUCUCAGGCGUGCAGGAGCAGGUCACGUCCAAACUGCGGCUCGGGGUCGAGUACUUCUACCGGCCGACCUCCAGCUGGAGGCCCGCUGUCGAGCCCUGGGAUGUCGAGCUGAAGUUCAGCUCGGGCCCGAAGAGCACCCAGCUCCUGCUGGAAGCUGCCGACGAGAUGUGCAUCAUGCACAUCUCCACUGCCUUCAUCGAGUCUCUCCAGCUCACCAUCAAGUCCUGGACGCACGACAGAAGGCUGUUCGCCAUCCUGCGCAACGAGGAUCUUGGAGACUCGCUGUCCAGCCCAGCUGUGACCCAGCAGCAGCUGCAUGCUGAGAAGUUCGUGCCCUACUCGAUCCACAACCUGCUGGCAGAGCCGCUGGUCUGCAUCCUUGAGGACGGAUCGGAGCACACCGUCCGCAGCCUGGAGCGGAUGGAAUUCACGUACGAGCAGGUCUGGAGGAGGAGGAGCGGACAGCAGUUGACCGUCCGCUACUCGGACGACAGCGCGCUGGACAACCAUGUCUGCCUGCAGCUUGCAGAUGCGCACAACGUGUUCUGCAGGGUGUCCAUGGAGGUGGAGAAGACAACUUCGUACAUCAUCGAGCGGGACGCGGGCAAGAGGAGCAACACCUGCCCCCUCCACAUCGUCUGCGACCUCUGCAGCGUCGACGGGCAGAAGGUCCUUGUGGUCUCUUCCAUGCUCAGCGUCAGGAAUGGCUCGAAGAUCCCCGUCAUGAGCGCCAUCUCCCUCCCUGACCACGAGAUGCUCCAGCUCGGUGUCAUCCACCCUGACUGCUCCAUCUCCGUCCCCCUACAGCAUGCCCGAGACGGCUCCCUCCUCUUCCGCCCCGUGGUCGACGGGCUCGACUACAGCUGGUGCAACCUGCAGGGGGAGGCAAUCAAGAUCAGGAGCGUGCAUGACGGCUCCGUCCGCUCCUCUCAGUGUGUGGACAUCAAGUUCCAACGCAUCUUCGGCAAGAUGCUACCGCUCGACACGACGCUCGUCGCCUGGUUCACCUGUGCCUACGAUCAGGACGGCGUGUUCCGACAGGGUGUGCUGUACGUCACGGACUUUGCGCUCUGCCACUACUCGAACCUGAUAGGAGGGGAGCACAAGUUCAUCAUCCCCGUGGAGGAGAUCGUCUCCCUGCAGAAGUCCAGCACGGCCUACGUCUUCCCCAACGCUCUGGAGGUCAGGACGAGCAAGAGGACGCACAUCUUCCGCACGCUGCUGAACAGAGCGGAGACGUACAAGACCAUCCUAGGGGUGAUGCCGGAGAACAGGGUCACUCAGGUGGAGGAGGACGUGGACGAUGUGGCUCGAGGCGCGUUCAAUCUCUCGUCCGACGACGCCAUCGUCGCCAUCUACGCGGGAUCCUGGUACCGAGACGUGCACAAGCAUGAUGGCUACAUCGUCUUCUCUACCCGUCACCUCCUCUUCAUGACGAUGGAGCACAUGCCGAUGAUCCAAGUGGAGUGGAAGGACGUAGCGACGGCUGAGCCCAAGAAGUCGAUGCUGGUGAAGAACAACGCGAUCCUGGUGACCUCCAACUGCGGCAGAACCUACUUCCUCAGCAGCAGCAAGUGGAACAGAGACAAGGUGCUGCAGGAGGACAUCCAGCCGAUCCUCAAGGGGAACUCCUCGAGCGAUCUAGAGAUGACGGCGAUGAGGAGAGGGAGCGAGAUCUCCGCAUCGGGCGACGCCGGCAUCCGCACGAGGACGAUGACGUGUAAGAUCAUUGACCCGCAGGCGACCAAGAUAGCCAACGACCCGUCGGAUCAGAAUGCCGUGUACGAGCGGCAGAAGCUCCGAGCAAGGGACUCGAUCUCGUGGACGGUCAAGUUCGUGGACGCCGUCACGAAGGCUGCGGGAGCUGAGAGGACCCCUGGGAACCCCUGCAUUGUCGAGCUUCACCCCCCGUGGGUGGUUGACAACCUAUCCUGCCACCACCUGGAAGUCCAGCUGAUCGACCAGACCAAGAGCGUCAUCGCAGACAGCCUAGUAGCGCGGGGGGGGUCUGAGCAGAUCUUCGGGGUCGACCUGCGUCGGGAGCUUCACUUGCGUCUUCGGAUCGUGACGAGUGAGGGGAAGAAGCUUCCUUGGUCAGCAGGCAUCCUCGUGCAUGGCGACUCAGCUGCCUCCGAGCUGGAGGAGGUCGUGGACAUCUCCGACCCCUCAGCCAAGGCCCAGCAGCUCGUAGUCGAAGUCAGCGCGGACAAGUCGACGGGGGGGUUCAGGAUCAGUCUCUACCACCGGUACUGGCUCCUCAACCUGACGGGAGAGCCGCUCUUUGUGCGCCAGACCUCGCACGCCAUGUCCGAGAAGCUCAGCACCAAGUGCCUGACGGUCGGAAGCCCCGUCGGCUUCGACUUUGCGUCUGGUGGGAACGAGCUGGAGAUGAUGAUGGAGGGCUUCAGCUGGACUCAGGGUUUCUCGAUCGACAAGCAGACGGCUGAUGGGCUGCAGCUGAAGCUGACCCCCGACUCGAAGGGGAAGGAGCGGACUCAGCAGGACACCCCGCUGAGAGAGCUGUACCUCAACGUGUCGACCAGUACAGCCUCGGGUAAGUUUGACAGGACCAUCGUCAUCUCCUUCGAGCCCGAGAUCGUGUUUCGCAACCACCUCGCCGAUCCUCUCGUAGUCUGGCAACGAGCCUCUCCCUCCGUCAGGUUCGUCAACGAUGCUCGUCGUCCGACUCUCUGGCUGGAGCCUGGUCAGUCUGCGCCCUUCUACCCCGAAGGAGGACGAGCCAAGUGCAGGCUCAGUGUCAACUUGGCAGCCGAAGACCUCUCCAGCAACUGCGCCAUCUUCGCUCCUGUCCGCAACAGCCUAGGCCCCAUCCUCCUUCGCUGCUCCGAUGGCAGGGUGAUCGCCGUGGAGGUCAGCUCGAGCUCGAGCUCGGGACCAGUGUACAUACACAUCACAGAGCCCAGCGAGCGAGCUCCGCACAGGAUCACCAACCACAGCUCUUUCGACCUGGCGUUCCAGCAGGUGGAUGCUAGCAGGAAGCUCGUGCUGCGCGUGAAGCCCUUCGAGACGGUCGACAUGAUCUGGCCCGAGCCGAUGCUCGCUAAGGUGGUCGUGCUCACCGAGAUCGACGGCUGUCAAGUCCCCUCCUCCUCAGCCAUCGACCUCGACAACCUCGAGAGCAUCGGGAUCCCCAUCUUCCAGUCCUCGCAGGGGCUCCUGGUCAGGACGCUGCUGGAGAAGAAGCAGCUGAGCGCGGCGGAGGGUGGAGGCUCUUUCGUGUCCGGCAGCCACAUCCUCAAGCUGAAGGAGCCCUUCAGCCAUCGGUUCACCAAGAUGGACGUGCUGGGGCUGAUGACGAUCGAGCUCCUGGUAGGGAGGAAGAUGAUCAUCGGAAGGAACCCACUCCCUCAGGAGGGCGAGAUGGGCUUCACUAUCGCUUGCUCAGACUCAGUCACCUCCUCCCUGGUGAGCAGAAGACACCUCAUGCUGCAGCAGGACCUCGACGGGAACUGGAUCCUCUUCGACCUCAACUCGACCAACGGGGUCAUGGUCAACGGCAAGCCUGUGGUCGAGCACCGGCUGAAGCAUGGUGACGUUAUCACCAUCGGCGCGAAGUUGUCAAGCAGCGGGCAGCUGCCCAUCACUGUCUCCCCCUUCGUCUACGUCUACGAGAGUCCCCAGCAAAUGACCAGGAGACACGCUAUGGAGGCCUGCCAGCUGACCGGGACCGUUUGCCUGGACGGAGGGACCAAGAGGCUGCACAUUGCGGUGGGAGACCUGGAGGGAGGGGACCGGCAGCAGGGCGAGGAGCAGAAGAAGAACUACCUGCACCUGCACAGCGUCGGCCUCCGGUUCGUCCUCGAGGAUUACAACCUGAGGUCCCACACGGAGGAGAUUUUGCAUCUACAGCUGGAGGACGUGAACGUGUCCGUCGAGCAGGACUCGAGCUCGCGCAAGGUCUCCUUCUCCAUCAUGAAUUUCCAGCUGGACAACCAGUUCGACCCUUCCACUCCGUUCCCCGUGGUUGUCUUCCUCGACUCCAACGAUCACGUCGCGUGCAAGAUCGCAGUGAUGGAGAAGCUGAACCAACCGGGAGUGCGCAAGUACUUCAACCACGUGCUCAUCGAGAACGGGGACCCCUACGUCUUCCUCGAGGACCGUCUCGUUGCCAAGCUCGUCAGGUUCGGCGGGAAGAUCCUCAAGGAGAGGGCGGACAAGAGCAGCAACGCCAAGAGGACGGCGCUCUCGGCCAAGUUCACUUCCUCCUCCUACGCCAACAUGUUUCUGCAAGAGGCGCUGCGCGAAGACAUUCGCAUCCUGUCAGACUUGGUGUUGAACCAAAGAGGAAGCGAGGAAGGGGCGGAGGUGACCGACCUGCAUGAUCUUGGGGCAUACAUCUACAUCGACGAGCUUCGAUGGAAACAGUGGACGUUGCAUCUUAGCGUCAUGUCCACAGGCGACGAGAGUCACAUCAUUCGACGUCAGUUCGGGAGGAUCGUCGAGAGGCUGCUCAGGAAGAAGCGGGUUGACGACAUCAUCGUCUCAAUCCCUCCCCUCGACAAGAUCCGCCAGCUGCGCACGCAGACUGGACUCCUCAAGUACCUUCAACAGCGGCUGCUCCUCAGCCUCCGCAAGAGUUUUUUCAGCAGCAAGUUCCUGCUCAAGGGCCUCGAUGCCUUCCUGGGCAGCCACUCUCACGCACAGAAGGCUGGCAACAAACCCCUGACUCGCAAGCGCGCUCUUGGGAAGGCGGCGCAGCAUCACGAGCAUGUGAGCUCGCGCUUCGUUGCCGUCAGAGCUCUGGACAAGUUCGGGUCCGUUGCAGGAUCUGCAGCGAGUGCAGCGCAGAACAUGGCCAGGCAUCCUCUCAACGGGAUCAAGAGCGGGAUGAAGAAGAUCGGGCAGAGCAUGGGGAUGAACUGA
Guillardia theta CCMP2712 is the source of this 12315-nucleotide messenger RNA. RefSeq lists its product as hypothetical. Bases 1 to 12315 code for a protein of 4104 amino acids. Lineage: Eukaryota; Cryptophyceae; Pyrenomonadales; Geminigeraceae. The transcript has 16 exons. Gene Ontology annotation, molecular function: protein binding. Gene Ontology annotation, biological process: protein targeting to vacuole; protein retention in Golgi apparatus. The record is from RefSeq and is a predicted model, not a curated record. Gene Ontology annotation, cellular component: extrinsic component of membrane.